AUGUGGAGGAAACUACUAAAGCUAAGAGAUGAGGCGUAUGGCUUUUUCAGGAUGGAGGUAAAGGAUGGGAAAUCAACGCACUUUUGGUUUGAUGACUGGCUUGGUAAGAGGAGGUUGAUUGAAAUUACUGGAGCAGUAGGUACUACAUACCUGGGACUGCCUCGUCGAGCCACAGUUAACGAGGCAGUAAAUCAGAAUGGUUGGGCGAUUAAAGGUCAACGUAGUCGCCAUCAUCAUGAGCUCUAUGAGACUGUUGUUGCACAGCCGGUCCCUGCUCCUCAACUGGGACGAGAUGUAGUUCUAUGGAAACAUGGAGAUGAUGAUUAUAGAGAAAGUUUCUCGAGUGCUAAAACAUGGGAUCAAAUUAGACUGAAGAAGGAAACAGUGGGCUGGAGCAAGGUGGUUUGGUUUGCACAGGAGGUCCCGCGAUUCUCGUUCAUUACCUGGCUAGCGGUCAAGAAUAGGCUAUCAACAGGUGAUAGGAUGCGGAUUUGGGGGAUGACGCAAUGCUGUACACUUUGUGAAGAGAUCAAUGAGACAAAGGAUCAUUUGUUCUUUGCUUGCCCAUAUUCAUUCACAGUAUGGCAUAGCAUGGCAACUCGUAUUCCUGAAUCUCAUACGGACCCUGAUUGGCAGUUGACUCUUGAGCACCUACCGGAGAUGAGAGCUGGUGCGAUGGAUACUAUCCUCCUCAAAAUGUUAUUUCAGGCGACAAUCUAUCAUAUUUGGAGAGAGCGCAACGCGCGAAAACACCACACUGGAUGGAUAUCUACUGAUGUAACGCGCACAUUGAUAGAUAAAUCGAUGAGAAACCGCAUAUCAUCACUCAAGAAUAAGGCUAGGCAUAAAUACACGGGAUUACUUCAAAAAUGGUUCUUACACACUAUGUAG
Molecule: messenger RNA, 891 nt
Organism: Raphanus sativus (radish)
Lineage: Eukaryota; Viridiplantae; Streptophyta; Magnoliopsida; Brassicales; Brassicaceae
Exons: 1
Coding region: 1-891 (296 amino acids)
Source: RefSeq, a predicted model, not a curated record